Molecule: messenger RNA, 2772 nt
Organism: Anopheles coustani
Lineage: Eukaryota; Metazoa; Arthropoda; Insecta; Diptera; Culicidae
Gene: loaf
Exons: 7
Coding region: 1-1026 (341 amino acids)
Molecular function (GO): protein binding
Source: RefSeq, a predicted model, not a curated record
AUGGCAGCGACGUCGGAAGUGACGUCCUGCGGGCCCGGAAGACCACCACCUCCGCCGGAUAACCCGCCGGAUCGGAGGGCAUCGGCUCGGCCCCGAUGGACACAACCGGGCAUCGUUUGGCUGGCGCUCAUCGUGCUAACGCUCACGGUCGCCCAGCUGGGCCCGGUGCACGGAGAGAAAACGAAGACAUAUUACAUGGAAUCGAUCUGUAAAAAUCAUUUUCUACAGUUACUUUAUAGAAAAAUAGAUGGUGCUACUCUCCUGUCGAGGAACGAGAGAAAUCUUAACUGUGUGGUCACGUUUCAAACGCACUCCAUACUGCAGAGAUUUAUGUUACGUUUCGAUAUGCUACAACUAGACUGUAAUGAUCAUUUGUAUGUAUAUGAUGGUGCACACGCUGUCGGUAUGCAUAAGGCGGACCUGACCUGCAAAGACACAAAACAAUCAGUGGGAGCGUUGUUCACGAAGACGAACUUUCUCACCUUCAAGUACGUGACCGACAACUGGGGCACGGAAACAAACGGUUUCAAGAUGGUCAUCACAUCCGUCAAAGAUUCAAAGCUGAACUGUGCGGACUUUCGGUGUACAUUGCACGACUUCUGCAUACACCCGGACCUGGUGUGCGACGGUGUCAAUCACUGUGCGGACGGGUCGGACGAAACCGUCGGUUCCCUCUGCCCCGGCCCGGAUCGGUACAUCAACACGAUCUUCGGCAUCGACCUGACGUGGGUCAUACUGAUCGGCGUCAGCAGUCUGGUCGUUUGUGGGUGCAUCAUCGGCAUUACGAUCUGCAUAUACGUGCGCAACGCACGCAACACACCCAAUCAGCUACACUCUUCGAUUCAAUUGAACCAGAUGAUCGAAUCAAACGGUUCAUCGAAGCAUCUACAAGGAACUCUGCCGCGGGAAACAACAACGCUACCUGCUUCGGGAAACUUGCAUCACCCUGCGGGACCAUUAGGGUACCUCCGCAUUCCACACAAAUUGAUGGCCAAAGUCCGUCCCAUUUGGUGCCUGGCAAAUUAAGACAAUUAGGUCCGGAUUUAUCGCAGCAAACCUCACAGAAGGACGAGUGGUUUGUCUGAUGAGCGAAUGAGAUCGAAUGACAGAGCAUGAGUGCAAGAGAGACGGAAUGGAGAUAGAAAGAGAGAGAGAGAGAAAGAGAUGGAGUGAAUAUGAGAAGAAAGCGUAAAAUUCCUGGAACGAACGAGCGUACGAAUGUGACAGAAAACGACAGUGAGGAAGAGAGAGCAAGAGAGAGGUUUAAAAAAGGAGCAAAUUUUUGAAAAUCCAAACGCAUCGUCAGACGUUAGCGAGACGGAUGGGGGUGGACUCGACCGACACAAGAUCACGAGCACGGAAAACAUCGCACAUCACUUUCAUCGUUCCAACGCCAACGAACAUCCUCCGGACAUGCUGGACAUGAAAGUGUUGCCUGGUAAGGAGCUCCGGUAGCACUCAUUCGGAUCGGUAGCGGCUGAGCGUGGCAAACAGAAGCGUGAAGACUAAUGAAACAAAAGGAAAACAAAACCACACAAAUGAUGAAGAGUAACUGUUAUGAAUCGAACAUCGAAAAACUAUGCAACAACCGAGACCCUAUAUGACUAGACGUGAAAGAGAUCUCAACACCAACUGUCAAAGAAAAAGGAGACACUAGCAAACGCUACUCAACACGUCAGUAUGCAUGAAAAACGGCACUACUCUCCGUGCUACUAUUCCUGAGGAUUUCGACCGUUUUGUCACAAUCUCUAUUCGCGGCUCAACAGCGAAGGAUACUAACUGUCACGCAUGUCACGCUGGCCUUUGAAGCAACCUGUCACUACUAAGGUGUACUAAGGAUAACGAACGGAGAGAGUGAAUACGGAAACGACACAAACCGGAAAUGGAAGAAGUAAUGGUCAGUCUGGGGUCUUGUUGCGCAUAUGUGACUCGCUCGACAAACACACACACACACAACACACACUGAAAAACUACACGCCUACUUUCACCAUCGACGACAUCAACCACCAUAAAGCAAAAGUAAAGAAUAUAGCCUCACUGCAAAUGGAAAAGAAAAGCAACAGGAAGUCCAAUCACUUUCGCCACGAGCAGAGCAGCAAACCACCACCACCACCACCACUACCACCCCCACCAAGAAGAACUGCAGAACACGGGAAUGCAGCAUCCGCUACUACAAACAACAAAUAACAGCAUAAUUACCAGCAAAUCCACCACCACACGACUGAAUUCGAAAAUCGACGCAAAACAUCUCUUAACAGAACAUCAUUCAUUCAAAGAACGACGCAAAACUAAAAAUCACGCAAAUUGGAGAAUAAUUUUUUCGGCACUAUAUGAAGACUGUCUGGUUGGUCAUCAAAAACCGCGCAGGGUGUAUAUUGAAAAAGGGAGUAAACAGUGUACCCAAAACUAACAAAGUAAGACGGAGUUAAACUUAAAAAAAACGUUGAACAACACGAGCAACAACAACUGCAAACAUCACGAACACUAGCAAUUAAAGAAAACAAUUAUACUAUGUAAUGAAUACGGUAAAUAUAAAAUAAAAAAGUUAGAAAAAAAACUAACAACAAAAGUUAAAUAUAGAAGAAAGAUCGGUAGAACAGAGAAAGAGGAUGGCUACGAUAAAGAAGAAAUAAGAAAAAAACUAGAGAAUAUUAUAGGGAAGAUCGGAUGAAGGAAAUCUACAGUAAAAAAAAAAAACAUUCGGAUGAACGAACAUCGCGAUCGACGAAAACACUAAUCCAACUUUUAAUGUUUAUCGUGUACAGCUCUGCA